UAAUAAAAAUACUAAAAAGUAAAUAAUAAAAAUACUAAAAAGUGAAAAGUAUUUACUAAAAAGUAAAUAGUCAAGAAAAAAAGUGUUUUUUUUUAAAUUAGUUAAAGAAGAAAGGAUAUUCAAAAAUUGGAGUAAAAAAAGUACGCUGAAAUAUUUACGAAUAAAGAAAAAGAAAAACUAUACACACGGAUGAAAUGAUAGAAAAUGAUAAGAGUUGGUGAUCGCACGAUAAAAUGACAAAAAUACCGGUUCAAAUGGUAAAAUCCCGAAUAAAAUGAUUGUACGCGAUAAUAAAACACAGAACGAAAGUGAUUACAUGAUAAAAUAAAGAAAAUGAUUACAUACCGAUAAAAUAGAAAUGACACCGAUCAAGUCAAAUGGAUGAAAAGAAAAGAUAAUGGAGAGAACUAAAUCACGAUAAUGCGACAAAGAAAUACAAAUUGACGAAUAGAAAAAGUAGGAAAAAAAAUACGAAAUAGAAAACGAACUAGAAAAUUGUAAGACUUCUUCGAAGAAAAAAAAGUUAGAAUCGAUCGAAGACGGAACUGAAGAGAAAUUAAGGAUUCGAUCGAAGACGAAAUUUCGAGGAAACAGUGAAGAUUCGAUCGAAGACAAAAGUGAAGGAGGGAAUUUAAUUUCGAUCGAAGGUAAAACGGAAGGGAAAUUGAAGAUUCGAUCGACGACGAAACACUGCGAAGAAGAACUUCGAUUGAAGACAAAAGUGAAGGAGGAAUUUUAAUUUCGUUCGAAGGUAAAACGGAAGAGAAAUUAAAAAUUCGAUCGACGACGAAACACUGCGAAGAAGAAGAAACUUCGAUCCAAGACAAAAGUGAAGGAGGAAUUUUAAUUUCGUUCGCGGAUGAAACGCGGGAGAAAUUGAAGAUUCGAUCGAGGACGAAACUGCGAAGAAGAACUGAAGCUUCGAUCGAAGACAAAAGUGACGAGGAAUUUAAAUUUUGUUCGCGGAUAAAACGGAAGAGAAAUUGAAGAUUCGAUCGAAGGGGAAACGGAAGAGAAAUUAUAGCAUCGAUCGAGGACGAAACUGAGUUUCGAUCGAAGACGAAACUGAAAAUUCGUUCGAAGACGAAAACGGAAGAAAAAUUGAAACUUCGUUCAAAGAUAAAACGAAAGAAGUUCUAUGAAGAAAAACUAAAGAUUCGAUCGAAGGCAAAACUUAAAUUUUGACUCGUUUCCAGCGAAAAAACAAGAAUGAUUUCAAAAAAACGACUCGGAAUGAAAAAAGAGAGAAGACAAACUUUGCAAAAUGUUAACCGUGAUUAUUGUUCGUCGAGAAUAAAAGAUUGACGCGCCACUUUAAGCAUCGAUCGGCUUAUUUCAUUGGAAAAGGGAAUAUAAAACGCAAAAGGAAAAAGAGAGGGAGAAAGAGAGGAGGAGGAGGAAGAGAGGAUAUAUCAAGUGGUAAUACUGUGAAGCUGGUGUCGAAUUUCCCGCAUGCAUUCACUUUUAGAGAGAGCAUGAAAAGUGCGAUGCUGCAGUAAUUAGUGCAGGAUUACAAAGAGACCAUGAGCGGUCCAAGUUAAAGGGUUGAAGGGUGUGUGCCUUUGGCGAAGAACAAACGUGUUGUGUCAAUGUGUCUGUGUUGAUAAAAAAAAAAAAAAAGAAAAAGAAAAAAAAAUGUGCUGGUGCCAGUGGAGUGUUGCGACAAUGGUGUCGGUACUGCUGAAGGUUGCUGCAGUGUACUCACAGGUUGAGAUAUCUGAUCUGGAUAAGCCAAUUCCAAUUACACCGGUAACUGGAGUUGCUGGCGGGAAAGUUCAACUUCCGUGCGAUAUUCAUUCGUCGCGUAAUGACCCCGUUGUCAUGGUUCUCUGGUACAAAGAAGGAAGCAAUGAACCAAUUUACAGUGUCGACGCACGUGGUAGACGUCCAAUUUCGAAUGCACGAUUGUGGUCAUCGCCAUUGGCUUUAGGUCCAAAGGCUUACUUCAUCUCGACGGCAAAAUCGGCUCAUCUGAGUAUCGAUCGUUUAGAAUUGAAGGACGAGGGUGUAUAUCGUUGUCGAGUUGACUUCGAGAAUUCACCGACGAGAAAUCAAAAUAUAAAUCUUACAGUAAUUGUGUCUCCCGAAAGACCAACUAUUCGUAAUGGUUCGACGAAGGAAAUAAUCACGAGAAUUGAGGAGCCAUAUAACGAGGGCAGUAGCGUGAAUUUGAUCUGUGAAGUUCAUGGUGGAAAACCGCCCCCGAAGGUUACGUGGUUUCUAGAGAAUACGGUGAUAGACGAGUCCUAUCAGUACAGAGACGACGCGAAUGUGACGUCUAACCACUUGUCCUAUUCAGGAGUUGGACGACAGCAUUUGCAAGCGAGGCUCAUCUGUCAAGCCAGCAAUACCAAUUUAGUGCCAGCGCAAUCUCGUGUUUUGGUACUCGACUUAAAUCUAAAACCGCACAAAGUACAAAUUCUGACGAAGGAGAAGAAAGUAAUGGUGGAUAAAAAAUACGAGGUGGAGUGCAGAGCUACAGGCUCAAAACCGGAAGCUGUGAUAACUUGGUGGAAGACUAACGAACAAAUGACAAUCUCCAAGACCUAUGGAUUGAAGAACAAUCAAACACUGAGUGUUUUGAACUUUGUGCCGAGUAUUAAUGACGACGGGAAAUACUUGACAUGUCGAGCUGAAAAUCCAGUGAUACCUGAUAGUGCAAUAGAGGAUAAAUGGUUUUUAGACGUGCAUUACCCGCCGGUCGUGACCUUAAGAAUGGGGGAACCUCUCAUCUCCAAAGACAUCAAAGAAGGCGAUGACGUCUAUUUUGAAUGUAGCGUCAAAGCCAAUCCAAAGGCUUACAAAUUGUCCUGGUACAAAGACGGUAAAGAAAUAAGAGGAACAACUGGCACCAUCUUGAGUGAUCGUUCUUUAGUACUUCAAAGAGUCACACGAAAUUCAGCUGGAAAUUACACCUGUCGAGCUGUCAACAACGAAGGGAAAACAGACAGUAAUCCCGUCACUCUCCAGAUAAUGUAUACGCCGAUGUGUAAGGAGGGCAAAGCAGAGGUGGUGGUUGGUGCCUUAAAACAAGAAACUGUAUCAUUAUUGUGUGCAGUUGACAGUCAUCCUCCACCUCAGACAUUCCAUUGGACUUUUAACAACUCAGGAGAGUUAAAUGAACGGCCCGAACAUAACUCUAUAUUAAACUACACGCCUGCCACAGAUAUGGAUUAUGGAACGAUUGCCUGCUGGGCGAGUAACCAGGUGGGCAGACAACGGACGCCCUGCCUGUUUCAAGUAAUUGCGGCAGGGCGUCCGUACGUGUUGCAUAAUUGCACAGCGAAUGAAAUGUCCUCGCCAUUGGAAUUAGAAGAAAUUGGCUCGAAAUCGGGAACUGGAUUAAUGGUUCGUUGUUUAGAAGGUUACGAUGGCGGUUUGCCAAUUCAAAGUUAUCAUCUUGAAGUGGUGAGCGACGAUGAGGACAAUGAUGGACCAAUUAUUUUAAACAAAACAGUGCCAGCAAAUCCGGGUGGUCCAUUUUUUGAAGUUGCCGGCCUCUCUACGGGAAAAAGCUACAAAUUAUUCCUCUACGCGGUUAACUCUAAAGGACGCAGUGAACCCACAAUAUUGGAACCAGUGACUCUAAAAGGCGUCGCCAUGUACACCACGGGCAACACUGAUGCGCCAUUGUUGAGUCCACUGCUUUUGGGUUUGGCAGCGACUGCAACACUUUUGGCACUUGCCGUAGCCGUUUUUGUGGCAGCUUUAUAUCGGAAGCACUCUGGCGGCCGUGGAGGAAGUCCAAAGCACGCUCCUAUCGUGUGUGAACCACCUAAUGCAGGUUCAACUACUCCUGUACAUUCUCAAACUAAACAAGCGGUCGAAGAUAUCGAUCCUGACAUUAUACCCAACGAAUAUGAAAGAAGACCCUUAACGUAUACCCCUGUCUGCAAGACACCGCCACAAAGACGGAGGAAGGAUCGGACAACAGAUGACGCUACCUCACCGGAGAAGAAGCCUAUCGUCCGAUCGACAAUUGAUCUUCAACAAGAUCUAAGAUUGGCCGAUUCAUCGCCAAUGCCGACAAUAAAUUUCACUCACAAUCAUGUUCUUCAGCCAAUUUUGUACAGUCAAACGCCAACAAUGGCGGAAUUUAAACAAAUGGCAAUGGACGCCUACAAUCAACGUAACAAUCAUAAUGUUUAUUACAGUCUCCAAAGGAGCAAAGGAAUCUCGUCACUGCAACAAAGGCCAGUUUCUUCGAGUCUCUCAGCACAGGGUAAAAUUCAUACCCCGGAAGUUGUGACGCGCUCGAAUAGAAUACAAGAAAGUUGUAUAUAAAUCCUCGAAGACUGUCAGCAUUUUUUUUCCCCUUUUAUUUUCAUUUUUUUUUUUGUACGAGGCCGAGCGUAAAAGAUUUUGCAAAAAAAAAAAAGAAUAAAAUGAAAAAAGAAAGAAAGAAAAAAAAUUAACAAAAGAAGAAAAGUCGUACAAGCGUUCUGUAUAGAGAAUUAAAAACAAAACUGUAAUAUCGACUGCCUCUGAACUACGAACUUUAAGCAGAAAUUUAUUAAAAAAAAAUUCUUAUACAAAAAAUGACGAAAACUACAAUAAAAUGUGUAGUCUUCGUUUAUUUGAUGUACCAGUUUAAAGAUGAUUAUGAAAAAAAACUAAUUAUCUCUUUUUACCGUUCAUUGUGUACAAAACUAACAGAGUUUUAUUCUAAGGCUCGAUCGUUCUGACGUGAAUAGAGACGGAAAUUAGAAAAAAAAAAUUUAAUAUUAGUACUUAAAAAAUAUAUGUAUUUUACUCUCCCUUUUUUUCUACAAAAAUUUUAUAAUGUAAUUUUUCAUAUAAA
This is a messenger RNA of Leptopilina heterotoma, 4801 nucleotides long. RefSeq names its product neural cell adhesion molecule 2-like. Gene Ontology annotation, molecular function: protein binding. The coding region runs from base 1636 to 4284 and encodes 882 amino acids. The transcript has 12 exons. Lineage: Eukaryota; Metazoa; Arthropoda; Insecta; Hymenoptera; Figitidae. The record is from RefSeq and is a predicted model, not a curated record.